GGCCACCGGGGCUGCCUGUCACAGGCGCCCGCUUCCCACCCCUCCUCGCCGGUCUGAGGGGCUGCCCGCUGGAGGCCGGCGCUCUGGCAGUCCGGGGGAGGCUCUGCGAGGGGCCGGUUGCAUGCACGCUCCCGGGGAGCAGCCGCGGGGCGCUGGGGAAGAGGCGGCGAUGCUGGGCGCGUCGCGCGGAGCCUGCUGAGUGACUUGCCCUGGGGCAGUGGCCGUGCGCCCCGGGGAGCGCAGCAUGGCACCCGGAGCCUCCCCGCGCUAGUCUCUCUCGGGGAGCGCAGCCCGCCUAUGCGCUGCCCAGCGCGGCUCCUGAGCGGCUGGGCAGAGGGGCACCCCCGCGCGGCGCUGGGGCUCGACUGGCGGGGCCCGGGAGCAACCCCCGCGGCGGUGCCCGUGCGCUGAGCCAUGCUGCCCGGCGUGCAGGCGGGCAUAUGGGACAGCGCCUGAUCUGCUGCCUCGAUGCGCCCAGCGCCCUGCAGCCGCCGCCGCUCCUCCCGGUGAGACGGAAACUCCUGCUGCUCUGCAUCAUGCUCUUCCUCUGGCUCUACAUGUUCUACUCGUGCGCCGGCUCCUGCGCCUCCGUGCCCGGCCUCGCGGGGAGGCCCGCUGCCGGGGCUGGGGAGGCUGCCGCCACCGCUGGAGCGCACGGAGAGGGUCUCCAGGUGCUUUCCAAGUUGCUGCGCCGGGCGCCAUCCGGAGGAGCCAUGGGGCUGGCGGGUUCCGCCGCGGCUUCCCCCUCGGAGCCGCGAGAGGAGCAGAGCGCGGCCCCCGACCCCACCAGCCCCAUCUCCAGCUUCUUCAACGGCUCCGGCACCAAGAAGCUGCCGCAGGCCAUCAUCAUCGGGGUGAAGAAGGGCGGCACGCGGGCGCUGCUGGAGUUCCUGCGGGUACACCCCGACAUCCGGGCCGUGGGGGCCGAGCCCCACUUCUUCGACCGCAACUACGAGCAGGGCUUCGCCUGGUACAGAGACCUGAUGCCCAGAACCCUCGAUGGGCAGAUCACCAUGGAGAAAACCCCUAGUUACUUUGUCACCAAGGAAGCACCUGCUCGAAUCUCCGCCAUGUCGAAGGGCACCAAGCUCAUCGUGGUGGUGCGGGAUCCCGUGACGCGAGCCAUCUCCGAUUACACGCAGACUCUCUCGAAGAAGCCCGAUAUUCCCACCUUUGAGAGCCUGACCUUCAAAAACAGGACUACAGGCCUGAUCGACACCUCGUGGAGCGCCAUCCAGAUCGGCAUCUACGCCAAGCACCUGGAGAACUGGCUCCUCUACUUCCCCAUUGGGCAGAUCCUCUUUGUCAGCGGGGAGAGGCUGAUCAGCGACCCCGCUGGGGAGCUGGGCAGGGUCCAGGACUUUCUGGGCCUUAAGAGGAUCAUCACGGACAAACACUUCUACUUCAACAAAACCAAGGGCUUCCCCUGCCUGAAGAAAGCUGAAGGCAGCAGCAAACCCCACUGCCUGGGGAAAACGAAAGGCAGGACCCACCCCAAUAUAGACAGAGAGGUGGUGCAGAGACUGCGGGAGUUCUACAGGCCUUUCAACAUGAAGUUCUACCAGAUGACUGGGCACGACUUCGGCUGGGACUGAGGCUGGCACGACAGUGUCUCCUUGUAAUUACCCCAUGGUGCAGCUUGCUUCUAUAAAGAUAUGUGUGUGUGUGUAUGUAAAAUGUACAGAAAUCUAUUUUAUAAUAAUUUAUUUUUAAUUUUUAAGUAAUUAAUUCACUAAGCUGCCUAACCACACUGUCUAGAAUAUUAGCCCAUAACCUUUUUUUUUUUAACAUUCCAUGGUGUUUAAUUCUAAUAUUGGUCUUUUUAUUUUGUUUGGUUUAUAAUUGAUGGUGCUUCCAUUUACCUAGAGGAAAUUAGUAUUAAAAGGAAGGGGGGGGGGUGGGAAAGCACAAUUUUAUUUUCGUUACGGGUAUUAGGCCUUUAUAAACAUUUACUUGUCAUCUUCCAACUCCCGAGUAUCUGUCUCCCUACCUUUUGCAUGAGAUCUGUUGGCCCAUCAUCACGUUCCCUCCUGCCUUCCGAAUAACAGUCGGGGAGGGAGAGGCUGUGCUGCUCUUUGAAGCUCAGAUGCUGAGGCCCAACACAGCAGCUGCUUUACAGGGGCGUUAUAAUGUGCAAAAUCCAUCAGUAUCCACACUCCCCAGCCAUACUGCUGCUGGGAGACUUCUGCUUGCUUCUGUUUCCCCAAGUGUUGCUUGGCACAUAAGGUGCGCCUUUGGAAAAGAGCACCAAUAGCAUGAGAUUUUGCUGCAAGGGGGGAGCAGUCUUAUUAGUCUGUGUUUUUAUUUUUAUUUUUUUUAUUUAAACAAGGAGAAUCUCCCCCCUCCUGGCCCAAACCGGUUUCCUGGGUGGGGACUCUAUGCAUUUUUAAAAAAUGUGAAGUGCUGGGUGGAACUAUGUUGUAGUAAAUGAAAUUCAGCUCCUCCAUGUAUACACUCGCCUUGUAUGGAACCCAUUUUAAAACGCACUAGAGGCAAGCAUGCAGGCAGCGCAUCUGCUUUGACACACCAAAGAAAUCAAUAGAACCAGAGGAGCCAUUAGCAAAAGCCAGGGGAUGAGUCUGUCACUGAUUUAGUGUCCCCCGAGGAGUGGGUAGGGGACACUGUGAGUCCAUGCACAGCUGGGGAUCUGAGGUAGUUCACCAAUGCAAUGAUUUGUGGGGAUGCGUGAGGGGGGGCUUCAGCCUUAUUCCCAUUUGAUGUUGUCUUGUCCACCUUACAUUUUGGUCUAAUACUUCAUCAAGAGUCUGUCCAGAACAGGCCCCUAUCUGGAAUUGGAAGGGGAUGUUACCAGGCAGGAUUUAAAUGAAUCCAUAGAACUACUUAGGGAUACUUGCAUAGUACUUGCCUACAUCUACUGCCACUGGUCUCUCAUUUCACAUGCAGUACAUUCACCCCAAAUACUUGGAAAAUAAGACCCUGAAUCACACAGGGCUCUGAUAUUAGUCAAGACCGCUCUUUGCUCAGAGGUGUAACUGUUGAUCAUUUAAAUACAUAAGCGAUGAUGGGACAACCAGUUAAAAUAAGAACCCAACAUGUUGCCUGUAGUUUUGAACCAAACACUUUUUGAGGAGCUGAGCUGUUCAGAAGAGUGUUUCUGAUGUCAGGCCAGGAGUAGAACCAGAAAUGUUGACCCACCCCCAGAAUAGCUAUUCUUGCAGAAUUUACAGCCCUGGCAGAAGCUAGCAGUGAGUGAAUGAAUGAUUCUCCCUAGAAUGCUGGCCAAAUUUUGCAGGCUUAGGUGGUGUGGAUAAUCUCCACAAACUUUGAGUGUCUAUCCUCACCACCUGAGGUUCACCCAUCUCUAAUGGACCUCUUAGUGACUAGGGUAACUGCAGAAAAUCCUGAUCCUAAUUCCCAUUGAAUUUAAUUAAAGCAGGGCUAUCCCAUCGUUCCAGGGCAACUACAGGGUACACAUGGCUGUUUUUGACUUCAGUUUAACCCUGAAUGUAGAUUAAACAAGCUAUUAAUUGCACCUUUCAUAGCGUGCAGGAAUGUCUAUAAAUACUAUGUAGUGGGAGCAGCAAGGUAUUGGCUAAAUAAACCUUAUGACAUUACUGUGUAAAUAAACAAGUACUUGCAUAAUAUAUGUGCAGUGUAAUAAAAUGCUAGACAACUGCAUGUAUAAUGCUACAGCAAUGGGUAAAAGAUACAUGAUUUCAUUAUGUUGAUAUGUUGGUUUCAUAUGUGUCACCAGUAUACCUUAGCACCAGGCUGAAGACGCUAGUGGCCACCCCCCCGGUCAGCAACCCCUCCAUUUUAAUACCAGAUUACUAAACAAUACCCAGCUGUGGUGGUGGUUGUCAUAUAGCAUUCCUCAGAUGUUGCUUUUACUUUAACAGCCUCCUUGCUCUUGUUUUGUCCUAUACAGCUGUCCACUACAGCUGCUUAAUGAUGGACGUGCAGAUGCAAUAACUUUCCUUCCGAACCAUUCAGUUAACAGGCCCAUGUUGCUCUCGCUUGGUCCAGCUCUGAUCUCACUUACACUAAUGGUACUGAGAGCAGACGCCAGCCCUCUGUCUCUGUAACAAUGAGAUUUGCAGUAAAAUGCUGCCCCUUGAAAUGUGGAUGGAUCUGCUCCCAUUCCAAACCCAAGGGGUGUUUAGUUUAAUCUAAUGACUAACAGGGAAUUCUAACUUGUUUACAAGAGCAGUGUAAUGUCAUGGCAAGUAAAGGUAGAUACGGAGUCAAAAGGUUCCCCUGACCCAGCUCCCCUAUUUAUCAAUGCCACUGGGAAAUGUGUGGGAGGGGGCCAUACCCAGGUCAGUGGGAGAGGAGAACGACAGGUAUAUGAGAGCACCCUCAAAUCCCAGCCGGGUGAGGCAGGGGGAUACUUAGCACUUUGCAGUAUCAAGCUCUAUAAUGACAGUCUAAUUUCGGUUGGUUUUGGAGCAUGGUGCAACCUUUGAUUUGUUUUUUCCCCCAAGCCUUUCCCACUCCAAGGAAAGGUGAAAUCUCGCCCGUGAAACAGUAUUGUUUUGCCAUAGGCAGUUCCAUCAGCCGAUUGACACAUUAGCCAAUACUGUGGCAAGCCACAAUAGAGAGUGUGGCAUCUUCAUUACUGCAGUGCAGAGGGAGCCCUGGGUUGCAAAACAGAUGAAAAUUCAAGGGGCAUUUGGAUGUGUGUGUGUUUUGGGCCCAGGCUUUCACCAUGGACUGCAGGUCUUGGGGUCCACCUCUACUACUGAGUGAUAAAUAGACUAGCAUAUUCAAUUUACCAUAAGGGCCUGCUAACUUGAGGGUCUUGAAUGAUUGCAGAAAAAAGCUUUAGAUCUUGUAAAGCAGCAUCCUAGGACACUAGUUAUCCUAGAACUUGAAUCCCUGUUUCUUCCUACUGCAGAACUUGUGCAGUGUGUUGCAUUAAGCCUUGUAUCUGGUGGCCCUGCAUGGUCAGGAAGAAAUAACUCUCCAGCUGUUCACUCGGCUUUUAUGAAACCAGGGUCACUUUCUGGUGAAGUGACAACAUUGUCCAACCGUGUGAUCCCAUUUCUUCCAGUACUUGGCAAACUUCAGGUAUUUAUCACUUUGCCAUUUCUUCAUUUCACCUGUUUCCUUAGGUUGUUUUAAAUAUACUGGAGGAUUUAGGUGUCCUGAUCUCUCUGUAUAUUGCUUUCUUUGUAACAAUUUUUGAUCUCCUGAUGUCUUUCUCAACUGUACAAAAUUCACCAGGCUGUUGGCUUAGUUGGUAUAAUCAAGCCUUGGUACUGAAUGGUUUCAUGAGGCAACCAUGUUGGAUUAUAGAAAUAUAUGGUGUUUGAUACUCUGAAUACCUUAAGCAAAUUGCUAAUCCUAGCUGAACAGCCUUUGUAAUGAAGUUUAUAUGAGACCAAUUAAUAUAAAAGGCCUUACCUAAGCAAUAUGGCAACCAAGAUUGGAUUCCCUGUAGUAUGCAUCUGGGUUGCUAAUAAUGGACUCAAUGCUAUCAUCAUGUUUUGUUUUCUUCAAGAAGGAUAAACCAUUAAACUCAGAGGUGUGGUUAGAUUUUCUUUUUUCACAUUGUAACAUUAAUUUAUGGCUGAGUUUCAUUCAGCCCUGUAUUCAGAAGUGCAGUACAGAUAUUAGCGAUGUGUUGUCUGUAACAUGGUACUAUAGAAUAGCCAAUUUGUUUUUAAAAAAAUUAAAAAAUUGUAAAUCAAGUAUUUUGUGGUAUGUACAACACAAAUUAAUUUUACACAGAGAAAGAUGUUUCUAGGAAAAUGAAAUUCUGAUAAUUCAUACUAUUUCUUUGUAUGAACAAAUAAAAUAUAUUUUACCAAA
This is a messenger RNA of Chrysemys picta bellii (western painted turtle), 5775 nucleotides long. It is a transcript of the gene HS3ST3B1, whose product is annotated as heparan sulfate-glucosamine 3-sulfotransferase 3B1. The record is from RefSeq and is a predicted model, not a curated record. Lineage: Eukaryota; Metazoa; Chordata; Testudines; Emydidae. Gene Ontology annotation, molecular function: [heparan sulfate]-glucosamine 3-sulfotransferase activity.